This is a messenger RNA of Symbiodinium sp. CCMP2592, 2274 nucleotides long. The record is from the annotation of a GenBank genome assembly. Lineage: Eukaryota; Dinophyceae; Suessiales; Symbiodiniaceae.
AUGGGCUUCCGUCUCCUUUGGUUCUUGGCGCUGGCCGAUGCGCAGUCCUUCGAAGAGACCAACCUCCUUCAGUUGUUGACUCCAUCACAAGAGCUCCUCUCCAUCAGCGCCUACGGCACGGAUGCAGCUCAAAGUCAGCUUCAGGGCCAGGGGCAGGCCGAAGGAACUGAGGAGGCUCAGAAGCGGCCUCACCACGACUACGCCGAGAUCGAGCGCUUGGGCUUCACUUCCGCAGACGACAAGUGGAGCAACGCGCCCUUGCCACAGGAGCCCGCCAAGCCGGUAGAGGUGAUUGUGACCGGACAGCACAUUGAAAAGGGUUCGGGGCACAAGAAGCCUGCGAGCGGUAAUAGCAAAGCUUCCCCAGCGGCAAAGUCAAAAGAAGUAAAGGCCAAGGCCAAGGCCAAGGCCAAGACCGCGGCAGCUUCCCAGUCAAAGAAGAAGAAGCAGGUGAAGAAAGAGCGAGAGCAAGCCAAGGCUCAAGUCACCCAGAAGGCAAAGGCCAAGCACGUCCAAGCCCCGGCCGCCCCGGCCGCCUCGGCCGCCCCAGCCGGCGGCGUCGCCGGCAUCGACUCCGAGGCUUCGACCCAGACUGCCCAGGGCGACGCCGGGGAAGCAGAGUCUUCGGCUGUGCCGGCUGCCGCCGAGUCUCCGAAGACAGUGCCAACGCUACCGCCGACCGACGAGGAAUCUUGCGGGAGCUGGUUGAAAGACUGCCGCAACAACUUGAAUGUUGAUGCUUGCAUGAGUUACAAGUCGCUCUGUGCAGCCGAUGCUGCAAAAGAUGCUCUUAAAGGCCUCGCAGGGCCACCUGCUCCCGAGGCUUCAGAGAGCCCAAGUCCAGCAGACGCUCUAAAGGAGGCUCUCAGUGACCCCGGGAGUGUGGGCCAAACCAGCGAGUCGGUGCCCAGCAGUGCCGAGGCGGCUCCAUCUCCCUUCGGCCUCCCCGACCAGGAGACCCCUACCGAACUUCCAGCAGAUGCCGGAGCUGUCCCUGACAUCCAAGAGGAUGCAGAGGAGCCUGAGGCGGAGGAAGCGGAGGAAGCGGAGGCGGCGGAGGAAGCAGAGCCCGAAGUUGCAGAACCUGCAGAAGAAGAAGCAGAAUCCACCGAAGUUGCGGAGCCCACGGCCGAGGAAGCGGAACCCGUCGUAAUUACAGAGCCUGCGGUCGAAGAGGCAGCAGAGCGCGCUGCCGAAGAGGCAGAGUCCAGCGAAGCUUCAGAGCCUGUGGCUGAGGAGGCAGCAGAGACUACGGCCGCGGACGAGGAAGCAGAGCCUAGUGAAGUUGCAGAACCUGCAGCUGAGGAGGAAGCAGAACCCACCGAAGUUGCAGCGCCUGUGGCCGAGGAGGCAGAAUCCGGCGAGGUUGCAGAGGAAGCAGAGCCCGAAGUUGUGGAGCCUGCAGCAGAGGAAGCCGAAUCCGCUGAAGUUGCAGAGCCUGCGGCCGAGGAGGCAGAAUCCAGCGAAGUUGCAGAGCCUGCGGUCGAGGAAGCAGAGCCCAGUGACGCAGCAGAGCCUGCAGCAGAGGAAGCAGAAUCCAGCGAAGUUGAAGAGCCGGCAACUGAGGAGGCAGAGCCUACCGAAAUUGCAGAACCUGUGGUUGAGGAUGCGGAACCCGCCGCAGCGGUCGAGCCUUCCCAGGAAGCCGAGUCCGAAGUUGUGGAGCCUGCAGCCGCCGAGGUGCCGACAGAGGCCUCUGCUUCCGGGACUGUCUCGCCAUUCGGUUUCACGGUGGCACGCCACUCCACUACAUCAAGCUCGAAAAGGUCCGCCAAAGCAGUGGCGUCCAAGAAGGUGUCAUCGACCACGGCCAAGAAGUCAACAAAGAAGUCGACAAAGUCGGUGAAGUCGAAGAAGUCGACAACUUCGACCAAGUCCUUGACAUCGAAGACCACCAAGUCUAAGAAGUUGGUCAAAGCCAAGACCCACAGCAAAAGCAGCGAAGGGAGCUCCAAGUUCGUUUUGCCACAGGCGGCCACGGCUGUGACGAACCACCAAGAGGUGGGCGUGCCGAGCACGACCUUCGAGUUGAGCCGCCUGGAUGCUUUGGGCGCCGGCGCGGGCACCUUGGGCCUGGCCCAAAAGCAAGGUGACACCCAGGACUUCGAGACUGCGAGGUCCAACAUGUGUUCCUGGUGGCUCCAGGUGUGUGGCAAGGUCGCCAAAGCAAGCGUGUGCGACAAGCUUGUUCUCCAUAUGGAGGCAUUCCUCAAACUGGGGACCCGGAAUCCAAGAUUGCAAAAAGCGCCCUUGUUUCUGCUGUCUGUCACUUAG